AUGGCGACAACUAUGUCCUGGCAUGAUUUUGCAUAUAACUUUCUUGUUUAUCUUUUGCAGAAGUUCUUUCUUGGUGGAAGGUUGAUAUUUGGGCCGGAUGCUAGGUCACUGCUUGCCACCUUAUCCCUGAUCAUUGUUCCAGUUAUUAUCUUUUGCGUAUUUGUUGCAAGGCAUCUUCGUCAUCAGUUUGCGGCACAUAAUGAUGGAUAUGCAAUUGUGGUGGUAGCAAUUGUCUUUACUAUCUAUGUGUUGGUGCUGCUCCUUCUCACUUCAGCUCGGGAUCCAGGAAUUGUUCCACGAAAUUCACAUCCACCAGAGGAUGAGUUCCGCUAUGACACUUCAGCAUCAGCUGAGAUUGGGGGAAGACAGACACCCAGCCUUCAGUUCCCUCGAACAAAAGAAGUUAUGGUUAAUGGAAUUUCUGUAAGAGUGAAGUAUUGUGACACCUGCAUGCUAUAUCGCCCUCCCCGUUGCUCGCAUUGCUCCAUUUGCAACAAUUGUGUUGAGCGUUUUGAUCACCAUUGCCCUUGGGUGGGCCAGUGCAUUGGAUUGCGCAACUACCGUUACUUCUUUUUAUUUGUUUCAUCUUCUACACUUCUGUGCAUCUAUGUGUUUGCUAUGUCUGCUGUCUACAUCAAGGUUUUGAUGGAUGAUCAUCAGGGCACAGUAUGGAAGGCAAUGAAAGAAUCUCCUGCUUCUGUGAUAUUAAUGGCCUAUUGUUUCAUUUCACUAUGGUUUGUUGGGGGACUCACUGGCUUUCAUUUGUUCCUGAUAAGCACAAACCAGAUGAUACAAACUUGGUGAAUGGUGAUUUACUCAGUACAAUCCAAUUUGGGAUUCAGAGUGCCCUUUUCUAUACUACCUAUGAGAAUUUCCGCUACAGAUCUGACAACAGGAUCAAUGUUUAUGAUCGGGGCUGUUUAAGUAACUUUCUAGAAGUGUUUUGCACAAAGAUAAAGCCUUCUAGGAACAACUUCCAGGCCUUUGUACAGGAGGAGAUACGAAGGCCUUCUUUGCCCACCACCCGGGAGGCAGAACUAGAGGAUAUGAGUGAUCGACGUAUGAAGACAUACGCAGCAGAGGGAGCGACGUGCCUCAUCAUAAUUCCUCUGAUGCUGAAUCUGUUAUAGGUUCAGGUCGGCGAGCUCCCACUGUUCAAUCAGACACACGGCACUCAAGUUGGGGAAGGAGAAGUGGGAGUUGGGAAAUGGCACCAGAGGUCAUUGGAAUGAACUCCAAUGUCACCGAGAAUAGAAGCUAUGCUGCUCCCAAGGAAAAGCAUAUUGCUAAGGGGCUAUAGCUAUUACUGUUGGAUCUAAAUGGGGAGUUCACGUGCCUGCUGUUCUUCUCCUGAGUGCUGCAAUGUUGUUUUCCGGUUUGGAAGGGAUGAUGCUAUUGGUUACAAAAUUAUGUUUUUAGCUGCAUGGGGUCAAAUUUAACUCCCCUUACUGGGUGUAGGAUCUGUAUCACCAUUUUUGGUGGGAUAUUAGCUGUUGAUUGGAAUGGGUGUUUGUAAUUGUUUGACCAGAUCAAAAGAGGGGU
Molecule: messenger RNA, 1542 nt
Organism: Ilex paraguariensis (yerba mate)
Lineage: Eukaryota; Viridiplantae; Streptophyta; Magnoliopsida; Aquifoliales; Aquifoliaceae
Source: the annotation of a GenBank genome assembly